CCCUUCUCCUCUGUUCUCCCCUUUUCGAAAAUUGCCAACUCUCUAUUCUCUCUCUCUAAACUUGGUUUAAUCAAAUUACAUUUGAUUUAAGAGUUUUUUUUUUAAAACCUGAAUUAAGAUCUGUACACUUUGUUUUAUUACAAGAGUUGAACAACUCAAAUGGACAACGAGCUGUUUAUGAAUGCAGUAGCUUCUCACCCGUCUGAGAUGACGUCACUGUCUUCUUUUACUUCACCGGCGGCGAUGCUAAACUGGGAUUCAAUGGAGACUCCUCAUCCAUUGGAGGAGCAGAGUAUCAUCACUCGCAAUGUUUCAAAGGAUUGUUUUUUCUUGGAAAAGUCAACGGAACAGAGUUUUUUCGGGUCAACUCUGAGCUCACUCGUCUCUCCACCGUCGGAUUCUAGCUUCUCCGGCGGAGUAGCCGGAGAGAAUUACGUCAUCAAAGAGCUUAUAGGUAAUUUGGGCAACGUCGGCGAUGUCUACGGAGCUCCGGCGAAUAUCUCCGGCUCUUGUUACGCAACUCCGAUGUUGAGCUCUCCACCGUUGGAUGCAUUUUCCGGCGACUCGAGAUUUGCGGAGAGAGCCGCGAGGUUCUCGUGUUUGGGAAGCCGUAGUUUUAAUGGCAGAAGGAACGGACUUGUUGCUGAAACAGUGUCGAUCAACGGGGAGCUGACACGUGUCUCGAGCACUUCAGGUAUCAAGCCUCCCGCCGGCGAAUCUUCCCGGAAAAGAAAAGCUAAAUCCAAGGAGAAUUCUCCUUCUAAAGCUUCCCAAUCUCCUAAUUUAUCAAAGAAAGUUGAAGAGAAGGAAGAUUCUGAUACAAAGAGAAGUAGAAAAUCAGAGGAAAAUGGAGAGAAAACGAAGUCUCUUGAUCCAUACAAAGACUUCAUCCAUGUCAGAGCUAGACGAGGCCAAGCCACUGAUAGUCACAGUCUAGCCGAACGAGUUCGAAGGGAGAAGAUUAGCGAGAGAAUGAAGCUGCUUCAAGAUCUUGUCCCUGGUUGCAACAAGGUUACUGGGAAAGCACUAAUGUUGGAUGAAAUUAUAAACUAUGUCCAAUCAUUACAACGACAGGUUGAGUUCUUGUCGAUGAAGUUAUCGUCAGUGAACACCAGGCUGGACUUUAACAUGGACGCUCUUAUGUCAAAGGAUAUAUUUCCUUCAAGCAACAAUCAGCAAGUACUUCAGUUAGAAUCUUCAUCAGACAUCUUAUUGGCUGGUCAUCAUAGUCAUACUUUACAGUUGAACCCAAAUGAUUCUUCCAAUAACAUAAUGAACCCUAUGGAAACUUCUGAAAGUAGAAGCUUCAAUUCUCAGUUACCAACACUUAACCAUUUCACAGACUCUAUUUCCCAGUUCUCAACAUUUUCCGAAGAUGAUUUACAUAGCAUUAUUCAUAUGGGGUUUGCACAAAACCGUCCAUCAAACCAAGUACCAUCACACAUGAAAGCAGAACUUUGA
Eruca vesicaria subsp. sativa (arugula) is the source of this 1461-nucleotide messenger RNA. NCBI's taxonomy places the organism in Eukaryota, Viridiplantae, Streptophyta, Magnoliopsida, Brassicales, Brassicaceae. The record is from the annotation of a GenBank genome assembly.